Lasiosphaeria miniovina is the source of this 1260-nucleotide messenger RNA. RefSeq lists its product as uncharacterized. The record is from RefSeq and is a predicted model, not a curated record. Gene Ontology annotation, molecular function: transmembrane transporter activity. The transcript has 2 exons. Gene Ontology annotation, cellular component: membrane. Bases 55 to 1131 code for a protein of 358 amino acids. Gene Ontology annotation, biological process: transmembrane transport. NCBI's taxonomy places the organism in Eukaryota, Fungi, Ascomycota, Sordariomycetes, Sordariales, Lasiosphaeriaceae.
GUCUGGUUGUCUCCGCUCGUUUCAUCCUUGUCCGGCGGCGGAGGCAUCACUUUCAUGGUCCUGACGACAACCGCGGCUGCAGGCCAAACAAGCCCAGGCAGCAGUAGAUCGAAUGCGAUAUUCCUACUUGACGCGUUAUUGCCCAGCUUGGCUGGAAUCUCGGCGAAUAUGAUUGUUGGGUGGUGUAUGGCGACCUUGGGCCCGUGGAAAUGCCUCUGGCUUGGCCUUGUAUUCACCAUACUCGGCACUCUACUCCUUCUGCCCCAGGCCUGGCAGUCAAAACACGGCUCUCCCAACACGCAAAUGUGCAUUUGCGCUGCCGCCAUCGACGUGUUCAAGUCUGGUUACAGUCUUUUAAUUUCCAUCUUCCAGCUCGAGGCCCACUGCACACUCGUUCCUCACAACCGACGACGCCUUGCUAUUUUUGUGCUGCUGCCUUCACUCUUCUCCAACGCAAUGUCUUUUUCCAUCUCUACGCUGAGCAGGUUGUAUAUUCCCCCACGAUUCGAUCUGUCCGUCGGCGACGCCAGUCGCAUUCUCGGCUGGGCCGAGAUUCCAACAUUCGUCAUUAUUUUCAUCACCACCCUCUCCACCAUGCUCAAGGCAGUGCCCCGAAGGGCAUCGCCAGCUCUCUCAGCAGGUGAAAGCGGCGCGGACGUGAAACGCGAUAUCGUCAAGGUCGCUCUUUGCCUCUUGGCCGGUCUCAUCGGCAGUGUCCUCCUGGCCUCCGCCACUACAGUCACCAUGUUCGCGGCGGGCCUCGUAGCCGUGUUUCCGUCAGUCUGGUACACGUGCUUCACGCGAUCGAUUCUUACGACAAUCGGCAAAGCCGAAUCAGCGACCAUGGACUUGCUUUUGCUAGACCAAGUGCUCGAGGCGUUUGGCAGGGUGGUGUUUGUCAAAGUAAUCGAGUACCUCUUCCACCGUGGGUUAAAAUACGGGUGGCCGCUGAGCUCGCCGUACUGGGGAGUUUCAAUCAUGUGCUUGUUGGCAUUGUGUUUCACUAUCUGGGCUCGAUUUGCUCUUGGAGACCAGGCGGCGGAGGAGGGUCCCGUGGAUGAGUCUGGGACGAGCAACGAUACAGACCCAACCGAAUCGUCUCCGCUGAUUGUGCCGGAUCGAGAGGAUUGAAACCCGUAGGGUGUGUGCAUAGCAUAUGUAUAUUACUUUGUCUACUCUGAGAGUGACUUACACAUGUUGGAGUUAUCACCAAAAGUGAAAUGGCUUACACCCACCACCACCACGCACACACUAAAUGAC